Messenger RNA from Phacochoerus africanus (Common warthog), 783 nucleotides. Its product is annotated as glutathione S-transferase P. The record is from RefSeq and is a predicted model, not a curated record. The transcript is spliced from 7 exons. Gene Ontology annotation, biological process: glutathione metabolic process. Gene Ontology annotation, cellular component: cytosol. Lineage: Eukaryota; Metazoa; Chordata; Mammalia; Artiodactyla; Suidae. Bases 85 to 711 code for a protein of 208 amino acids. Gene Ontology annotation, molecular function: glutathione transferase activity.
GGGGCGGGGCUCGUCCACCCGUAUAAGGCUCGGGGCCGCCGCGGGGCGCGCUGGAGCUCAGUCGCCGCCUCUGCUGCCACCACCAUGCCGCCUUACACGAUCACCUACUUCCCCGUUCGAGGGCGCUGCGAGGCCAUGCGCAUGCUGCUGGCCGACCAGGAUCAGAGCUGGAAGGAGGAGGUGGUGACCAUGGAGACCUGGCCUCCUCUCAAGCCCUCCUGCCUGUAUGGACAGCUCCCCAAGUUCCAGGACGGAGACCUCACCCUGUACCAGUCCAAUGCCAUCCUGCGCCACCUGGGCCGCUCCUUUGGACUGUAUGGAAAGGACCAGAAGGAGGCGGCCCUGGUGGACAUGGUGAAUGACGGCGUGGAGGACCUCCGCUGCAAAUAUGCCACCCUCAUCUACACCAACUACGAGGCAGGGAAGGAGAAGUACGUGAAGGAGCUGCCCGAGCACCUGAAGCCCUUUGAGACCCUGCUGUCCCAGAACCAGGGGGGCCAGGCCUUCGUCGUGGGCAGCCAGAUCUCCUUUGCCGACUACAACCUGCUGGACCUGCUUCGGAUUCACCAGGUCCUGAACCCCAGCUGCCUGGACGCCUUCCCUCUGCUCUCGGCCUACGUGGCCCGCCUCAGCGCCCGGCCCAAGCUCAAGGCCUUCCUGGCCUCCCCCGAGCAUGUGAACCGCCCCAUCAACGGCAACGGGAAACAGUAAGGGCUUUGUGGCUGGAGGCGGGAGCCGCCUGCUUCCCUUUCUCCAGGACCAAUAAAAUUUCCCAGAAAAGCA